AUGAAGAAGAAUGCCUUUGGCCUGGACAAGCUGUGGAAGGGCCAAGAGGAGACCCAUCAGCUGCUAAUCAACCUGCUAAUCACCAAGGUCAAUUUGCAGCACAGCAUGGAGCAGGAUGAUGUCACCAACCUGGUGCAAGUCAAAGUUGCCCACAUCUACUUCAACAUCACAAAGGUCAAGCAAGGCAAUGGCAACAAGCUCCAACUUGAAUUCAUCAAGCAGGUCAAGGAGAAGGAAAAAGUGAAGCUAUCAGCCAGCAUGAAGAAUUGGAUCAGCAAGAGCUUCAUUCCAGCACUGAAGCCAGUGAAGAAGCCAGCUGAGUUCAAGGCAAAAGUGACAGUUGAUAAACAAUUCAGGGAUACACUCAUUCAGAUGGCCUUCAGAAUGGCAAACGAGUGGGUGUUUGAGGACCCCUUGCAUCCUCCCACUGAGCCCAGCCAUUCUAAGUGA
Messenger RNA from Acanthamoeba castellanii str. Neff, 450 nucleotides. RefSeq lists its product as uncharacterized. NCBI's taxonomy places the organism in Eukaryota, Discosea, Longamoebia, Acanthamoebidae. The coding region runs from base 1 to 450 and encodes 149 amino acids. The transcript is spliced from 4 exons. The record is from RefSeq and is a predicted model, not a curated record.